AUGCGUAAAUUGGUUACGUGCCAAGAUAGCAGACGACGUGGUAUUCCCGGUGUAAGGAAAGAUCAUUUAAAAAGUUGUGUAUUGUCAUGAUUAAAUUGCAAAGUUUUACGAUGCUCUUACGCUUAUUUCAUAUCUAGAAGAAAUUAUGGAUCAUUUAAUUAUCUUGGUGGCUAUGGUACAUUUAUUGUACUGUCCAUUCACAAAAGUGGAAGAAAGUUUCAAUCUGCAAGCAAUGCACGAUAUCUUGUACCAUGGUUUUAACCUGUCCGAGUAUGAUCACCAUGAAUUUCCUGGAGUUGUGCCACGAUCAUUCGUGGGACCAAUUAUAAUAUCAGGCUUGGCAUCACCGCUAAUAGCAACCAUUAAUUAUUUGCAACUUAACAAAUUCUUUGCUCAGUAUGUUGUAAGAGCAACACUGGGUUUAGUAGUAAUAGGUAUGUUAAAAUUAUAUAGAGAUGCUUUACAAAGUGUCUUCGGAUUACAGUUUACAAAAUGGUUUGUUGCAAUAACUGUGACACAGUAUCAUUUUAUGUAUUACUUAAGUCGUCCUUUGCCAAAUAUAAUGGCUAUGCCAUUAGUAUUACUUGCUUUAUAUGGGUGGUUGAGACAAAGUCACAUCAUAUUUAUUUGGUCAUCUGCAGCAGCAAUAAUAAUAUUCAGAGCAGAACUUGCUAUGCUACUGGGCUUAUUCCUUUUGUACGAUAUAACCAACAUGAAACUGACUAUAUCAAGAUUACUUAAAAUUGCAGUGCCAGCUGGUCUAUUUUUUCUAACAUUAACAGUUAUGAUAGAUUCUAUAUUUUGGAGACGAUUAGUAUGGCCUGAAGGAGAGGUGUUUUAUUUUAAUACAGUGCUUAAUAAAAGUAGUGAAUGGGGUACGUCGCCAUUUCUAUGGUACUUCUAUUCAGCACUUCCACGUGGACUGGUUUUGUCAUAUUUUUUAGUACCUUUGGGUAUGUUAUGGGAUGCUCGUGUUCGAGCAUUAACAGUUCCUGGUAUUGCAUUUGUUCUUUUAUUCUCAUUUCUACCACAUAAGGAAUUGAGGUUUAUCAUAUAUGUUUUCCCGUUAUUAAAUGUUAGUGCUGCCGUUGUUUGCCAUAGAAUAUGGGAAAACAGAGGAAAAGGUCCAUGGCAUGGAUUUUUGGCACUAAUCAUUAUAGGUCAUCUAGUUUUAAAUGCUCUAUUUUCUAUGUUUCUUUUAUGUGUUGCUGGUUCUAAUUAUCCGGGUGGUUUGGCUAUUGCCAAAUUACAUAGACUUGAAAAAGACUCUAUUAAUCCAGUACACGUGCACAUUGAUGUCCUAACAGCACAAACAGGAGUUUCCAGAUUCACACAAACAAAUAGUUCUUGGAUUUAUUCAAAACAAGAACAUUUAACCACUGACAGUCCUGAAAUGCUUCAAUUCACACAUCUUUUAAUGGAAGCCAAAAGUAAAUACUCGCCAAAUAUAAAACCGUAUCUUAAAACUCAUGAUAUUUUAGAUUCUGUAGAUGGAUUUUCUCACAUAGCAUUAAACUAUAACAUGUUACCACCUAUACGAAUAAAAACUAGACCAAUAAUAUUUAUUAUGAAAAGAAAGCCUAAUAUAAAGUAUGACCCUAAAAAAGCAAAAGCACAAGUUGAUUUAAAAUGGCAAGCUUCAAGUAAUUUUCAGGAAAGCACAGAAAGUACCUAUGUAAUAAAUGAUACUGUUAAAGAUAUGGAGCCAAUAUUAGAUGAGAUUAUGGAAUCAUUGGAACAAUUUGAAAAACCAUUGAACGUUAUUGAUUCAAACGUAGUAGAUACAGAAAAGCCAGAAGUAAUAAAAUCUGAUAGUAUAGAAACUGAUGUCAAAGAGGAUACCGAAGUUUUUAAUGUAGAACAAAUAUCUACUAACUUAUCUGAAAGUACAUCUUUAGAAACAUCAAUUGAAACAGAAACACAAAAUAUAUCUGAGAUAGAGGAUGAUAUUACUAACAAUAAUAAUAAGUUACAACAUGAUACGGAAAAUAUUUCUAAUGUUAAUGAAAUAAAAUUAGAUGUGCAGGAAGGUGAAGAAAAUGAGAAAAUAGAAGUUCGAAAGGAACAAUUAAAACUCAGUAGCACUCCAGAAGGUAGCACUAUAAAAAAGGUGGUGAAGAAAAUUAUUCAAGAAAAACUUGAAGCAGCUAAACUUAAAAAAGAUAUGAUAGAUGAGAGAGCUGAAAUUCAACCAACAAUUAGUGCCAAAUUAAAAAGAGCGGUUCCAAUAAAAAAGGAGUUACCACAAAAAAUUAUGAUUAUAUCAAAACCAGAACUAAGUGAAAAAUCUGCUAUUAUACAAGAACUAAAAGAAAAAUCUGCAGUAAUUCAAGAAUUAAAAGAAAAACCUAUAAUAAUUCAAGAUGUAAGAGAUAAGCCUAUAAUUAUUCAGAAUAUAAAAGAAAAAAUCAUCAUAAAUCAACAAACAGCUAAUGAACGUAAAAGUAUCAAUGUUAAGGAAAGCAUUAGAAAUAUAAUAAAUCAAUUUAAAGAAUUUGAAAAAGACUUUGUACAUGAAGAUGUAGAAACAACUAAAAAAGAAUCAGAUGUUGAAGAUAACGAGCAAUCUCUGGAAGUAAAUGAAAAACUGACAGGAGAUUCAUUAAACGUCGAUAUUACCGCGGAAACCAAAGAGCCAAAAAUAAUCAAAGAUGCCAAAGAAAGUCUGAAAGAUAUAAUAAAUCAGUUUAAACAAAUAAAAAGUGAAUUAACUUCUGAAGAAGAUGACCAAUUUGAUAAGAUUGAAGCGACAUACAUGGAACGCCCAAUCGCCGAGACAUUAAUGCAAUUUAGUGAAGCAUUAAAAAAUUUAAUACAGAGAAGAAAAAAGAGUACGAUACAUGUUAGGAGCAAUAUUGAUAGUAAUAGUGACAUAUCUAAAUUACAAAGUCAGCCCAAAAUAAGUGCAGGAAAUGCUCAAUUUUUAAAAAUGCAAAAUUAUAAUAAAGAUGAAAAACUAGGGAGAAUCGUUCAAAAUAUUAAUGCGAAAGAUAGCUCGAAUUCAAACAAAGCGUUUCAAGAAAAAUAUUUAUCAACGUCUGCGCCUACUAAAAACGUCCUGUUGAAUGCUCAAAAUUCUAUCGAUACUGUUUCAAAUAAUGUACUAAAACAUGCUUCCAAUGUACAAGAUGAGACGACACAAAAGAAUGUUGGAAAUAGCUCAAACGAUUAAAUUUUAGAAAUAAUUCGCGGUUUUCUGCUUUUUUAAUCAAAAACAGUUAUCUAAUUAUAGUAACAUGUAAAUACGUUGUUCUGUGAUAACGAAAGUGUUGUUCGUCUUAAUCCAUGCUCGUGCAUUACCAACACGGAAAAAUCAAAAUUUAUUUUUCCUAUAUUGUUGCUUGAAAUAUCAAAACAGAAAAGAGGAUUUGUUUAAUACGUAGUAUUACAAACGUACCACAAAUGUAACUUUGUAUGUAUCCGUGUAAGAAAGAUAUAACUCAAACAUUGGAUUGUACAACAAUUGUUUCGCUUAUUAUAAAAUUGUCUUAAUAAUUUUUA
Molecule: messenger RNA, 3501 nt
Organism: Megachile rotundata (alfalfa leafcutting bee)
Lineage: Eukaryota; Metazoa; Arthropoda; Insecta; Hymenoptera; Megachilidae
Gene: Alg12
Product: Alg12 alpha-1,6-mannosyltransferase
Biological process (GO): protein N-linked glycosylation
Cellular component (GO): endoplasmic reticulum membrane
Molecular function (GO): alpha-1,6-mannosyltransferase activity
Source: RefSeq, a predicted model, not a curated record